AUGAAUUUUGUUGAUAAAUUUGAUGAAAAUCUGAAUUUGUACAAAAUAAACAGGAAAUCAAAAAAAUGGUGGCACAGGAUAUUCUUCUACUUUCUCGAUGCAGCAGUAGUAAACGCUUUCGUUUUAUAUAAAGAACUUCAUUCGCCAAAAAUAUCCAUGAAAGAGUUUAGAAGAAGCUUAUCCCAAGGACUAGUUGCAGACCUGGUUAUAAAAAACAAAAGGAAAGCUUAUAGCUGUGGAGAAACAGUUGCUAAAAAACAGUUUAAGCCAUUCAUUCCCCUAGAAAUUAGGCACAACCAAAGUUCCCAUCAACCGGAAAGAGAUUCUCGGCGGCGAUGUGCAAAAUGCAGUACAUCAAAACAGCAAGUUCGUACCAACUGGAUAUGUUCGGUUUGUCGAGUUCCUCUCUAUCUGGGGGCAAACAAGACAUGCUUCUAG
Sitophilus oryzae (rice weevil) is the source of this 438-nucleotide messenger RNA. RefSeq lists its product as uncharacterized. The transcript has a single exon. Lineage: Eukaryota; Metazoa; Arthropoda; Insecta; Coleoptera; Curculionidae. The coding region runs from base 1 to 438 and encodes 145 amino acids. The record is from RefSeq and is a predicted model, not a curated record.